Messenger RNA from Ruditapes philippinarum (Manila clam), 1092 nucleotides. RefSeq names its product trophoblast glycoprotein-like. Lineage: Eukaryota; Metazoa; Mollusca; Bivalvia; Venerida; Veneridae. Gene Ontology annotation, molecular function: protein binding. The record is from RefSeq and is a predicted model, not a curated record. Gene Ontology annotation, cellular component: membrane. The transcript has a single exon. Bases 1 to 1092 code for a protein of 363 amino acids.
AUGGACGUUAAAGGAUGUUAUUGUACUAAAACAUAUAUUGACUGUUCAGGGGCGGAUUUUACUGAAAUCAGUGUUAUUUACCCGUACAUUACGAAUAAUACGUACCGAAUCCAUAUUACAGGGGGGAGAAUUCGUUCACUUCCUGACGAUCUUUUUGAACCAAGCAGUUUAACGGGACCGUUGGAUAAGGUAACAUAUCUGAAUUUAUCCGGCAACAACAUUGAAACAGUUGGAAAAGAGGCAUUUAACCAACUUCCUCGUCUCGAAAUUCUGGACUUGUCCAACAAUGAUAUCCAAGUGAACUUGUGUGAGGAAAAGAAUGACUUGUCGAAGUCAUUAGCGCCACUUGUGAAUGUGAACGAGCUCUAUCUCAGACACAUCUUCAGUAAAGAAGUUUCGGGGUCCUGUGAUCCGGGAAAUAUAUUCACAGGUGCCAACAUGACUCGUUUAAAGACACUGGAUUUGAGUUCGAACGGGUUCGAUCUUGUGGAUUCAAAUAUGGAGCAAUUUCUAUGUGAUUCAUAUAGCAUAGAAACCUUGAAUCUUUCAAGAAAUUAUUUUGCCGUACUGCCAGUUUCACCUUGUAUGACUAAUGUUGUGAAUCUUGAUUUAUCUUACAAUACGAUUUCACAUUUGACCGCAGAGGAUGUUGACGUCAUUCAAAGUCUUGUUAACCUUCAAGUCCUGAAAUUAGGCGGGAAUCCCUUUGGAUGCGAUUGCUACCAGGAGAAUACAUAUAUAUUUCUUAAUACAACUACCCUUGGCCUAGAUUUCGACGACAUCAAAUGCAGCGGAGACUCCUAUGACUCAGAUCUUGUAGGGAAACCGAUAAAACGUUUGAAAUACACAGAUAUGUGCGAGGAACCCCGUAUAAUAGUGUGCUAUGGACCAAGUGGACAGAAAAUUUAUUUGAGCAAAACAACAUUUAUAGCAGGAAGCGCAGCAGGAAUUGUUGUACUUAUUAUCGUUGUAACUGUUGUCGUUAUUGUCUGCCGGCGCCGCCGUCGGAAUCGCCGGCAACCGGUCACCGAAACAAACUCUCAAAUUGUUCCUGCUGUCGCUAAAAGUACAGCUUAUACUAGAAUGGUGUAA